Molecule: messenger RNA, 1277 nt
Organism: Mytilus californianus (California mussel)
Lineage: Eukaryota; Metazoa; Mollusca; Bivalvia; Mytilida; Mytilidae
Product: piRNA biogenesis protein EXD1-like
Exons: 2
Coding region: 169-1251 (360 amino acids)
Biological process (GO): nucleobase-containing compound metabolic process
Molecular function (GO): nucleic acid binding; 3'-5' exonuclease activity
Source: RefSeq, a predicted model, not a curated record
AUAAAUGCACGAUAUCAUAUAACGUUUUUAAAUUGAACCGAAUUUAAAGAUCAAAUGGCUAGGCUUACUUGCAUUUAGCAUAUCUACAAUUUUCAGAAAAAACUGUAUAAUAUUUUGUUUGUGUUAUUCAAAGAAAGUCUGAGGAAAUCUAUAAACUGAAAGAUAACAAUGGCAACCAAGCGUAAAUCAGAACCAGAUGAUGAAGACCAACAGCAGCAAUCCGAUGGUCCAACCAGCAAUAAGAAGCUAAAACAUCAUUCAGCUAGUAGCGAUACCUCUGUAAAUGAAAGCAAUGCAAAUGAUACUAACGAUUCCAACACAGAAAAUCUUAUAUGUAUAUAUAGGAGAGAAUCAGCAGGGGAAAUAACCCAAAGCGGGCCAAUACACCUACGUAAUUCCGAACCAGACAACGAAAAUCAACAACAGCAAUCCGACGGUUCAACCAGCAACGAAAAUAACACUAGCGAUUCCAACGCAGAAGAUGUUUUAUAUAGGAGAGAAUCAGCAGGAGAAAUAACCCAAAGCAGGACAAUACAAGUAGGAAUAAACGAAACAAGUUCUUACAAGUAUAUUGACACGAAAGAAAAAUACAUCUCUGCAAUCAAUGAGCUUAACAACAUGAUUAAAGACGGCAAAACCAUAUCAUUGGACUGUGAAGGGGUAGACUUAUCCAGAUUUGGAUGCGUAACGAUGGUUAAUAUAGGUACUAGAGAUAUGGUCUAUUUAAUUGAUGUUUUGAGGAUAGGGAAUAGCGUAUUUGAUGACGGUCUUCGCUGUAUACUUGAAAAUAAUAGUAUUGAAAAAUUGAUGUUUGACUGUCGAGAAGACGCGGAUGCUUUAUUUCAUCUGUAUAAAGUAAAGUUGGACGGAGUACUAGAUGUUCAAUUGUUAGAAGCGAGGAACAGGAUGAAAAGAAAAAGACAUAACACGUUAUUGGCAAGUCUUGAGACAUGCCUGGAAAGUUUUCCGUCUAACAGUACUCUCCUUAGGUUGAAAAAACAAGGACGACAAAUUAUGCUAUGGACAACCAAAAUAUGGGAAAAAAGACCCCUGAGUGAAAGUAUGCUGAAAUAUGCAGCUGUAGAUGUUCUAGGACUUUUUCACGUAUAUGAUAAAUUUAGAAACAUAAUGCCACACAACACCUGGAAAGCUGCAUCAAGCCUGUAUUGUGACAACAAAAGAUCUCGAGCAAGAACGCAUCGUGAUGGAGAUGCUCUUUUGCCGACACGCGUGCGUGAUAUAAUCCUGUAAUAUUUAAUAAAACCAAGGACAGUUUA